AAACAAAGGUUCCAGAAAAGAUGUCCCUUAGAAUAAAUGAUGCACCAACCACUCCAGUGUUAUUUGACAAGAAGAUAAAAGGGCAUAGACCACUUCCUAAGAGAGGGCAAGUUAAGGCAAGGAUAGUUGCCUUGGCGUUGCAUUCGUUGGCAGCCAUGAUCACCAUGGCUGCCACUCGACAUUCAAAUUCCACCCCAAAAUCCUAAGAAAUACGUUGACGCAUGGGAAGCGUGAACAAUUCUUUAUGCAUGAGAUAACAAUGACAGAAGAUUGACCAGUCAGAGUAGAGCGACCUCAAAGGUUAUAGAGAGUUUUGUAUAGUGUCAUUUUCAUUGGUUUAUUGUAUUUAUCAGAUGUCUUUUCCGCGUGUUGUAACAAAUUUCCAGUGUCCAAAAAAAGAAAAGAAAAAAAGCCAAGAAAAUAGAAAAUCUCAUGAUACACAUUGUCAUAAAACCAUCUUGAAGAUUGUUAAAUUUGGUUCUAUACUAAGUGGAUACCUUAAGUACAAUGCAAGGCAGAGACAUCAAAGCAAAUAAAAUAGGCAAGGAACAGGUCCUUUCCUCAAUUUCAAGGCUUUAAAGCAAAGUUUUUAUGCUUUUUUUCAAUCAUGGGUUCAUAUAUAGAUAAUGUAUAGUUUCAAUAGUUUUGAUAUUAUCAAUUAAAAUGGCAUUAUCAGGCCAACUUCUCCAGCAUAGUCUAUGGUCCAAACCGGAGUUUACGCAUACCCUGAGCGUCCCAUCAUUACUGAAAGCUAAACAUGAAUCAGUUAAGAAGCUAUCACAACGAAAACUUAAAAUACGAGGCAUCAAGAACAAAUCCAACUGUUUGGUUACAUUUUCGAAGUUAAAUCCUGAGAAUGGCACGAGUAUGAGUGCACUUUCUCCAGCCGACACAAUCAAGAAGUUCUACUCUAGUAUCAACAACAAGGACAUGAACCAACUAGCACAGCUCAUAGCCGAAGAUUGUUUCUAUGAUGAUUUCUCCUACACUCAACCAUUCCAAGGGAGAAAGGAGGCUCUGAAAUUUCUGGGGCAACUAAUCACAUGCAUGGGGAAGAACACAGAGUACUGCAUUGAACACAUUUAUGAGGGAGUUGACCUCACAACUAUGGUAAACUGGCACUUAGAGUGGAACAACAAACAGAUUCCUUUCACUAGAGGCUGCAGUUGCUACGAAUUAUCAAGAGACGGAGAAGAAAUAGUCAUAAGAAAUGGAAAUUUAUGCAGGAAAGCUCAAGUAAUUGUUGAAUCACCAAUCAAACCAGGAAGCGUAGCUUUGGAAGCAUUCCAGAAGGUCAUUUCAGUAUGUGAUGCUUUCCCUCAGGCUGCUGAAUGGUUGUUCGUGAUGAGUCCUGAACUGAUAACUUCCUAUUCCCGCUACACAUCAUGGCUCAGUUACAUGUCAACCUUAAGUCCUUGGAGUGGUUCAAAAGAUCAGGAUCAAACUCCAAAGAAUGACUAGCUUUGUAAUUAAGUCCUAAAGCCCA
Solanum dulcamara is the source of this 1486-nucleotide messenger RNA. RefSeq lists its product as uncharacterized. The transcript has 6 exons. NCBI's taxonomy places the organism in Eukaryota, Viridiplantae, Streptophyta, Magnoliopsida, Solanales, Solanaceae. The record is from RefSeq and is a predicted model, not a curated record. Bases 664 to 1461 code for a protein of 265 amino acids.